This is a messenger RNA of Candidula unifasciata, 729 nucleotides long. Lineage: Eukaryota; Metazoa; Mollusca; Gastropoda; Stylommatophora; Geomitridae. The record is from the annotation of a GenBank genome assembly.
AGCAGACAUCGCCAAAAACCUUGGAAAUGAUCCAAAAAUUCUUCUCAUACAACGCCACGCCGGAGCCACCCACGGAUUACACGGACGAAUAUUUCUCCAGUUUGGGCCAGAAUCUGGUGACUGCGACGAACUCCUUCCUGAUGGUGACCGGCCUGUUCCUGAACACCAUGGUGCUAUUCUUUUUUUACACGGUCGUUGACACCAAGCCCAUCCAGAGCUCCCUAUGGACCAACUUGUCUGUCUGCUACUUGGUCAAAUGCCUGGUCAUGCUCUAUAGUGUAGCUGGCGAUAUUUUCGAUUUUUUAAGUAAUACGGAAGAGAAAUGUAGGAUCCGAUUUGCCCUCCCGUGGAGCAUGGACAUCGUCUGCAUCAGCUGUUUCAUCAUGAUUCUCAUGGAGCGGAUCAUCGCCAUCCACUGCCCGGCGUUUUAUAGCGUUCUGCAAGAGCACUCUAUAAUGUUGAACAGCUACUGUUGGGCGUACGGGGGCUGUUACUUCCUACUCUAUGCGUUAGAGUUUCAGUUGUAUGACUGCCCCUCCGAAUGUAAAACGCCAUUUACUCACGUGACUCCCGUGGACGCGGUUCAUACUGUCAGUUUUGCCACGGUGGUCCUCUUCAUCCUAGCCUGCCUGACGAGCAUGUUGUUUCUGUACCCGUCCAACUACAGCAAGGUGGAGAAGAUCCGCUUGCAGAUGGAGAUGAACGGAACAUAUCUGGUGAUUGGCUUAG